AUGAGGCUCCUGAACACCACUACCCUGGAGCUUAAGACUUUCACGAGACAUCGUCCCGAGUAUGCGAUCCUCUCUCACACUUGGGGCGACCUAGAGGCACCCCUCGAUGCAUUUCUCCCUAAGCCCAAGUGGCAGCGUGCCGCGUCUCGGUUCAGAAAGCGCAGAUAUCCGAAGGUAGUGAGAUCCUGCGCCCUCGCCAAGUCCCAGGGUUACGAUUGGAUAUGGAUCGAUACUUGCUGCAUCGACAAAUCGUCGUCGACCGAGCUUUCCGAAGCCAUCAACAGCAUGUACGGUUACUACGAAAGAUCCGCCGUCUGCUUCGCAUAUCUCGUCGACGUGGACGUUGAUAUUUCUUCUCCGAGAUUGGACGUGGCGACAGCACUGGCCACUUCGCGUUGGUUCACAAGGGGUUGGACGUUGCAGGAGUUAAUCGCGCCACCCAGUGUAGAGUUCUACAACAGUGAAUGGGUCGUCAUCGGCAAUAAGACAUCGCUCUCUUCAGCUCUUGAGAAGAUUACUUCCAUCCCCGCUGGCCUCUUCUCUGCGGCAUGGUACAACCUCUGCGCAGGUGGAAUGGCGCGCCAGUCGCUGCACCUCCUCUCGGUAGCACAGAAGCUAUCAUGGGCAUCAUCGCGCCAGACCACCCGGGCGGAGGAUCUCGCUUAUUGUCUGAUGGGUCUCUUUGACGUGCACAUGCCCCUGCUCUACGGCGAAGGGGAGUCAAAGGCGUUUGCCCGGCUGCAAGCUGAGAUCGCGAAACAGACCAAUGAUCAGAGCCUGUUCGCUUGGGGCGGGUGGUAUGAUCAGGAAGGGUGCGACAGUACAGUCCUCUGCUACUCUCUUUACGCUCCACAUCCGAGCUGCUUUGCCGGGCUCGGCGACAUUCGCACGUCUUAUAGUCGGCUUGUUAGCAUCCUCGACCACUGGGCGCCGCCUUUCGAGACGCCCAACGAUGGGUAUCUGCGAAUCAAGAUGCGUGUGUCUCCCAACGACGACCAGGGAGUCAUGGGUUUCAUGGAUGAUGACCAUAUUGCAUUCUUAGAGUGCGAGUUGCACGGGACUACGGAUACGGUGGUAGGACUAUUUGUGAAAAGGCUUGAAGAUGUGAAUGGAGUGAAGAGAUUCAUUAGAGUACGGCGACUUCUUGGCAGGUUUCCAAAGGCUAGUGCUUUAAAGUGUGGAAUGGAGGAUAUCCUGCUAGGUGCAUUACCCCGUCACAUUCCGCGGUUCAACUUCAUGGGUACAACAUAA
Messenger RNA from Diaporthe amygdali, 1251 nucleotides. Its product is annotated as het domain-containing protein. Lineage: Eukaryota; Fungi; Ascomycota; Sordariomycetes; Diaporthales; Diaporthaceae. The transcript has a single exon. Bases 1 to 1251 code for a protein of 416 amino acids. The record is from RefSeq and is a predicted model, not a curated record.